Messenger RNA from Fonsecaea multimorphosa CBS 102226, 609 nucleotides. RefSeq lists its product as uncharacterized. Lineage: Eukaryota; Fungi; Ascomycota; Eurotiomycetes; Chaetothyriales; Herpotrichiellaceae. Gene Ontology annotation, molecular function: RNA polymerase I cis-regulatory region sequence-specific DNA binding. The transcript has a single exon. Gene Ontology annotation, cellular component: RNA polymerase I upstream activating factor complex. The record is from RefSeq and is a predicted model, not a curated record. Gene Ontology annotation, biological process: nucleolar large rRNA transcription by RNA polymerase I. The coding region runs from base 1 to 609 and encodes 202 amino acids.
AUGGAUGACCUCCGUGAAAAUGUGAAUCAAGACGAAACUGCUGUACACAAUUCUGCAAGUGCAGCCCUUCUAUCAUCCAACCCACCACGGCAGCUUACGGUCUAUGAUGCGGUGGCUGGAAGAGCAGGCUUGAAUGGGUUUUUGACCCAAGAGCAGAAGCAGUCAGAAAAUGUCUUGCCUAUUGCGCCCGAGGAAGUUCUCCUGCGCAGGUCCACCAUCCCAGAGCAUGUGGUGAAUGAGUCGUAUGAUCUGCUGUCCGGGACUGACAAGCUGCCUGGGUCUGAAAUGCUGAAAGCAGUGCAUGCGUACGCCUCGGAUUUCUACAGUCGUGCGGUGCCAGGGCAAGGGACGUUUGAUUUUCGGACCCUGGAUGAGACAGCUCUGAUAGCCUUUGGGAUUCUACUUGAAGAAGCAGUCAAGGAGACCCUGGGUCAGGAUGGAGAUAUGGUUUUCGUGGAGCCCGAGGGACUAAAGCAUGGGCUCGACGAAACAAAAUUGACCAAGUAUCAAGUCAAGGGUCGAGUCAAGACAGCAAAGGCCCCCAAAAUGGAAUCUUCCGAGGAUAGUCUGCCAGAGGACGAAUCACCAGCGAAAAAACCGCGCCGUUGA